UCCUAAUUGGUUGCCCUUAGUCGCAAGGUAGGACGUGAAGCAGUGGAUUUGUUGUCGCCGGUACUCUUCCCCAGCCCACGACCACGGUGCUCACCACAGUUAGAUUCAUACUCACUGAACCUCUCUCUCUUCUUGUUCUCUCUGCAGCGACCUUUCCUCUCCAUGGAUCUAUGAUCUACAAUUGUUUCCCAUAGAUUUAGGAUGGCCAAUUUCCUAGCUCAGUUCCAGACGAUCAAGAGUUCCUUCGACCGCCUCGUAAUUGCUGUUGAAGACGUCAGUGACUUGUGGCCUACUGUAAAGAACGGAUUUGAGGAGAGAUUACCAUUUAAAAGAGCUUGUUUGAAUAACAAGACACGUAAUCCCGUUUUAGUUGACAAAUUGCCUGCUGAGUUCAUAUUGACUACAGAUGCACGACUUCGUAGUAGGUUCCCUCAAGAGCAGUAUUUAUUUUGGUUUCGUGAACCAUAUGCAACUGUUGUUCUUGUCACCUGUGAGGAUCUUGAUGAAUUUAAGACUAUUCUUAAACCACGUUUGAAGCUGAUUGUCCAAAAUGAUGAGCGGGAGUGGUUUAUUGUAUUUGUAUCUAAAGCAAACCCAAAUAACGAUCAAGCCGCCAAACAGGCAAAAAAAGUGUAUAGCAAACUUGAAGUUGAUUUUAGCUCGAAGAAGAGAGAAAGGUGCUGUAAAUUAGACAUCCUUUGCCCUGAAGCAAAUUUUUGGGAGGAUCUAGAGUCCAAGAUAAUGGAGUCCAUAAGAAAUACCCUGGAUAGACGUGUCCAGUUUUAUGAAGAUGAGAUUCGCAAGUUAAGCGAACAACGGUUGAUGCCAGUCUGGAACUUCUGCAAUUUCUUUAUUCUGAAGGAAAGCUUGGCAUUUAUGUUUGAGAUGGCUCAGCUUCAUGAAGAUGCAUUACGCGAAUAUGAUGAACUAGAGCUCUGCUAUUUAGAAACAGUGAAUAUGAUUGCAAAGCAGAGAGAUUUUGGUGGAAUUGACCAUGGUGACGACCAAGCGACGUUGCUUAAUCCUGGGAGCAAACCAUUGACACAGAUUGUUCAAGAUGACUCAUUCCGGGAAUUUGAGUUUAGACAAUAUCUUUUUGCUUGCCAAUCAAAGCUAUUAUUCAAGCUGAAUAGACCAUUUGAAGUUGCUUCGAGAGGCUAUACAUUCAUCAUUGCCUUCUCAAAGGCUCUGGCUAUACAUGAGAACAUAUUACCUUUUUGUAUGCGUGAAGUUUGGGUAACAACUGCUUGCCUGGCCUUGAUCAAUGCAAUUGCUUCACAUUUUAGUGAAGGUACUAUGGCCCCAGAUACAGAAAAGGAGUUUUUCCGCCUACAGGGGGAUCUUUAUUCAUUAUGCCGAGUGAAGUUUAUGAGGCUUGCAGAGUUAAUUGGAUAUGGUCCUUAUAUCGAGAGAAGUCCAGUCAACAGUGCUUCGCUGAGCAUGCUACCUUGGCCCAAGCCGUCAAUUUGGCCCGCUGUUCCACCUGAUGCUUCAUCUGAAGUGUUAGCAAAGGAAAAAAUUAUUCUUCAAGAAACUCCACGAGUCAAGCACUUUGGUAUUCAAAAGAAACAUCUGCCUCUAGAACCUUCCUUGCUGUUGAGAGAAGCAAAUCGUCGGAGGGCUUCCCUUUCUGCCGGAAAUACGCUUGAAAUGUUUGAUGGGCGACCAGCCUUUAUUGAUGGACCAGGUCUGGAUAUGUCACCAAAGAUGUCCCCUAAUAAAACACCUGGGAGCUCCAUGUCACGUACUUACUCUUCCCCAGGAUUUGAAAACACAAUCGAUCGACCUAUGAGACUUGCUGAGAUUUAUGUUGCUGCAGAACAUGCUUUGAAGCAAACCAUAUCUAGUUCUGAUCUGUGGAAGUGCCUAUCAGCUGUGGAGGAGUUUGAGAAAAAGUAUUUGGAGCUAACUAAGGGUGCUGCGGAAAAUUACCACCGGUCCUGGUGGAAAAGACAUGGGGUUGUCCUAGAUGGUGAAAUAGCUGCUGUUAGCUUUAGACAUGGAAACUUCGAUUUGGCUGCGAAGUCUUAUGAGAAGGUUUGUGCCCUUUUUGCUGGUGAAGGCUGGCAGGAUCUCUUAGCUGAAGUUCUUCCAAAUUUGGCAGAAUGUCAAAAGGAACUAAACGAUGAUGCUGGCUACCUCUCAUCUUGUGUGAGAUUGUUAUCAUUAGAUAAAGGUUUAUUUUUGACAAAAGAUCGCCAAGCUUUUCAGUCAGAAGUAAUACGUCUUGCACACAGCGAAAUGAAGGACCCUGUACCCUUGGAUGUUUCAUCAUUGAUUACAUUUUCUGGAAAUCCUGGACCCCCUCUAGAAUUGUGUGAUGGUGAUCCUGGCACUCUGUCUAUUACUGUGUGGAGUGGCUUUCCUGAUGAUAUAACUCUUGAUUCACUGAGCCUUACUUUGAUGGCCACGUACAAUGGGGAUGAAGGUGUUAAGCCAAUAAGGAGUUCCACGGAAACUGUGCUAAACCCUGGACGUAAUAUUAUUACCCUUGCUUUACCUCCUCAGAAACCAGGUUCUUAUGUUUUAGGGGUUAUUACUGGCCAGAUUGGGAAGCUGAGAUUUCGAUCUCACAGUUUUUCCAAGGGCGAUCCUGCUGACAGCGAUGAUUUUAUGAGUUAUGAGAAACCGACUAGACCUAUCUUGAAGGUUUUCAAACCAAGACCAUUAGUUGAUCUUAUCUCUGCCAUUUCAUCCCCUCUGCUAGUAAAUGAACCUCAGUGGGUUGGCAUCAUUGUCCGGCCCAUCAAUUACUCCCUUAAAGGAGCAAUCUUGCAUAUCGAUACUGGUCCUGGCUUAAAGAUUGUAGAAUCUCAUGAAAUUGAGAUGGAAACCUAUGUCGACUUGUUGAAAAGUUCAAUUGAUGUGGCACACACUGGUGAUUCAAAGAACUUCGAACGGUUAUGCCUCAGUGAUGGUAGAUUAGAAUUUCCAGAUUGGGCAAGCAAUGAGACUUCUAUUUUGUGGAUACCAAUUCACGCUGUCAAUGAGAGGCUUGCAAGAGGAUCAACCUCAGCCACCUCUCAGAGACUGAGUAUUGUGGAUGGGAUGAGAACAAUAGCACUAAAACUCGAAUUUGGAGCUUUUCACAACCAGACGUUUGAGAAGACUCUAGCUGUGCAUUUCACUGACCCUUUUCAUGUGAGUACACGCAUUGCUGAUAAAUGCAACGAUGGCACUUUGCUUCUACAGGUGAUCAUACAUUCUGAAGUAAAGGCCACAUUGACAGUAUAUGACGCCUGGCUUGAUCUUCAAGAGGGGUUUGUUCAUAAUGGAAAUGACAAUGGAAGACCAUCCUCUGGCUACUUUCCUUUAGUUAUUUCCCCAUCUUCUAGAGCAGGAAUUCUCUUCAGUAUACGCUUGGGCAAAACAAAUAAUGAAGAUGAAGGUGAAGUGACAAAUCCAGAAAGCAUAUUAAAUAUUAGAUAUGGUAUCUCUGGGGACAGAACACUCGGGGCUCACCUGCCUGUUAUUAUAGAGUCAUCUGGAAUUGAAGAUGCUAAACAGGACUUGCUGUUCAAAAGCGCUCUAGUUUUGCAAAGGCCAGUGCUCGACCCUUGCCUGACUGUUGGAUUUCUUCCUCUUCCUUCCGAAGGCCUAAGAGUCGGACAGCUUAUUACUAUGAAAUGGAGGAUCGAAAGGCUAAAUAAUUUACAAGAGAAUGAAGAUUCCAAAUGCAAUCUUGAUGAUGUGUUAUACGAAAUUGAUGCCAAGUCUGAAAAUUGGAUGAUUGCCGGUCGGAAAAGAGGGCAUGUUUCUCUCUCCCCUGACCAAGGAUCAAGAAUGGUGAUCUCAAUAUUAUGCAUGCCACUGGUGGCUGGCUAUGUUCGUCCACCUAAACUUGGUUUGCCAAAUAUUGACGAGGCAAACAUAAGUUGCAAUCCUGCAGCUCCACACCUGGUUUGUGUUUUACCUCCCCCACUCAGCUCCUCCUUCUGCAUUCCAGCAUGACCGUUCUUCACGUAUGUUUCUUGUCGUCCUAGGUGGUUAUUAUAGUUACCACUCCAGCUUCUCGAAAACAGACUCCUUCCCAUCGUAAAUUAGAUUCAUAAAGAUUCAAACUAGGUGCUACUCGUGAAUCUCUUCCACCUUCCCUCCCUCCCUCCCUCCACCCCCCAGGUCAGAUAUUUGGCCUUCCGAAGAGUCUGAUUUGUUCGGCUUAGGUACUUUAGUGUGUACAGUACAUCUCUUAGUGUAACGAUGUGUCCUUUUAUGGAUGAUAUAGAGGCCAAUUAUAGAAACACCAUUUUUAGAAAAGAAAUGUUUGGGUGGUGGGGUGGUUCAUUUGAGGAACGAACUCAAAUUCAUAUUGGAGUAUUCUACCCCACAGAACAUUAAUACUAUUCGAGUGUACAGUGAUUUUGAUUUGUCUGUAGCCUUUUGAUAAUUAUAAUUCAUUUCUUCUCUGUUUAGACUUUC
Cucumis melo (muskmelon) is the source of this 4419-nucleotide messenger RNA. RefSeq names its product trafficking protein particle complex II-specific subunit 130 homolog. Gene Ontology annotation, cellular component: TRAPPII protein complex. The coding region runs from base 202 to 3951 and encodes 1249 amino acids. Gene Ontology annotation, biological process: early endosome to Golgi transport; intra-Golgi vesicle-mediated transport. NCBI's taxonomy places the organism in Eukaryota, Viridiplantae, Streptophyta, Magnoliopsida, Cucurbitales, Cucurbitaceae. The transcript has 21 exons. The record is from RefSeq and is a predicted model, not a curated record.